This is a messenger RNA of Racocetra fulgida, 205 nucleotides long. The record is from the annotation of a GenBank genome assembly. NCBI's taxonomy places the organism in Eukaryota, Fungi, Glomeromycota, Glomeromycetes, Diversisporales, Gigasporaceae.
UCAAAUCGAAUUUACAACAUCAUCUUCUUCAACUAAUUAUGCACUUUAUAAAAAUGCAGUUGCAGGAAGAGAAUUACUUUCUUCUAUAUUUGCUAUUAUUGAAGAAAAUGCAUCAGCUGAUGGAAUUAUGAAUAUAAUAACUCUUUUUAUAAACCAAAAAGGUUUAGAUAUUGCAAAAUUAAGACAUUUUGGUAGUGAUGAAGCU